This is a messenger RNA of Cryptococcus amylolentus CBS 6039, 2493 nucleotides long. RefSeq lists its product as hypothetical. NCBI's taxonomy places the organism in Eukaryota, Fungi, Basidiomycota, Tremellomycetes, Tremellales, Cryptococcaceae. Bases 52 to 2172 code for a protein of 706 amino acids. The record is from RefSeq and is a predicted model, not a curated record. The transcript has 5 exons.
UUCUCAUUGCCCUCGUUGUAGCAUACCCCACAGCCCACAGCCCACCUCGCGAUGCCCAACCCGCCACUACCAGACUACGCCCACUGGCGCUCGCCUCAGCCCCAGCAGACACCCCUCCACGACGUGAGUCAUCCAUUCCCCUUCACCUCCCCAAAAAAGUUGGCGAGAAACGGACACGCUGUCGGCGCUGUACCCGUCAUUGUCCUCGCCCUGUCGUCCACCCUGAGUAUUCGGCAUGUAUGCAAGUCAAGCGCUGAUCUCGAUGCCAUACCCUCUGCUCGACCUCCAUUUCCUCUAUCGCCCACACCCUACAUCCUUUCACGACCCAUACGCUCAUGCUGUACUCGGCCGACUUUUUUUUGGGGGGGUGGCUGCAUUGUACAGUCCACUGCGCUUCCCGACCUCUUAUCACCAAAGGCCACCGACUCGCCAGCGCUCAGGCCAGGCAAAGAAGAGCUCAUGCACCCCGCCUUCCUGCCCCCCUGCGAGCACGGCGCUGACGGGGACAUGCAUGCUCACGCGUUUGACCUCCUCUCCCUCUCUGGAGGCCCCCCAUCCCAGCCUCGCCGAGCUCAUCCGCAGACGACAGCUUCGACACCCCAGGCCAUCCCAUCGAGCGUGCCGUCGCGCCCCUCUUAUCUCUCGGCUACGAAACCGCAGGCGCCCAUCCCAGACAAGGCCGGCAAGGAGAAUGCCCCCAGACAGCGAAGGAUGAGCAGCAGCACAACGGGUGUGCUUGGGAGAGGGAAGCUGGGCUUGACAGGAGCGGGGCAGACAGAAGGCCUCGGGCUGAAUGGUGUAGGGAAGGACAGCCGAGCACCGACGGUGACUGCUCCAGCAGGGGCCGGUCGUAGAUCGACUUUGGGGUCUUCACCUGCUCCCCAGCUCUUUGACUUUGCCAGGACUGACCGCCGUCCAUCCAUGUCCAAGCCGGCGCCGUCUGCCCCUCUCCCCGGCCGCUCGCAGUCGCUGGCUACGUCUGUUCCCACCCGCGCCUCCCUUCGCAGACCGUCCCAGCCUGCCCCGGUUCCUCUGCAGGAUGAUAUCGAGCUCGACAUGGAGUUUGACGGGGACGAUGACGAGGAUGAUGGAGAGAUUGGCAGCGGGAGGAGUGCAAGUGCUGAUAUCGACAUGGAGGACGACGAUGAUGGGGCGCUCAAGCCAGAGUAUGAAAAGCUCGCUCUCGGGACGGGAAGUGGUGGAGUCAAGGGGAGAAGAAAGGGGAUGGUGUUCAAGUGCGAGACGUGCAGUAAAGAGUACAAGCACCCGAGUUGUCUCGUCAAGCACAGAUGGGAACACAGUCCUCAUUGGAAGGAGCCAACAGCGUUGAGUAUGAGCAAACAUCAACAAGUGCAAAUGCUCGAAGCGGCUGCUAUCCUUGCCCAUCUCGGACCGGCGCAAGACACCGGCCGCUCUCUUCCCUCGGACAAGUCACUCUGGCCUUCCAUCCUGUCGCCUGCCGCCGCCAACGAAGCUCUCCCCAGACGCGGUUCCCGCACUGCCCGCGACAUUUCUCUCGGCAGAUCGCCUUCCAUAUCCAGCGCUGCACCCCUGACACCAUCUUCAUUACGCGACAGCACCACUCUCGAUACGCUCGUGGAAGUGAAGGACCGGGACGACAGAGAAGGGAGCGACUCGACAACAAGUAGCAUGGGUGCGAGCGAGCCGUACAUUCCUCGGCGUGGGUCAAUCUCUGCCUCCCACCUCUCGCCUCGAGCUGUGCCGAACGGCUUGGGCAUCCGAUCUCCCCCCACUUCUUCUCCUUAUGCUCGUCCAAGGCCUAUGGGGCUGAGCAGCGACUCGCGCGCACCCUCAUCCCUCUCCUCUUCCAUCCCCGGCCCUGCAACCCCACACUCGAUUGGCUCGCUGCCCGACAUGAAUGGCCUCAAAUUCGCCUCUUCCCUUUCGUCGUCCCUGACAGUGCCCGCUUCUAGCAUGAGCCCUGUCCCGGGACGGAACGUCAUGCCAGUCUAUAUGAAGACGGGCAUGGUUGGGGGCGGCAUGUUUGGAGUGAGGACGCAGGUGCCGAGCUCCUCUGUGAGAAGUGGAGCUGGUGUUGAGGAAGAAGACGAGGAGGAACCAAGGGAGGAUGAAGCUGAAGACUGGGGUGUCAAGGAGAACAAGGAGAGGGAGGGCGAAGACUGGGGUAUGGCGUUGGAGAUGGAGCUGUGAACGAGGCCUCUGUCGUUUUCUUUUUUCUUUCUCUGUCACAUCUUUCUGUUUCUCCUUUGGUCACAUUCUCUCCCAAGUCAGUCAUCAUCUGACCUUUGGAUGGUUGUACAUAACACAUCUAUAUAAGAGAUUCAUUUGUCAUUUCCCCCUCCUGUUUGUUUCCCAUAUGUCUAUCUCCCCUUGUUGGGCUUUUAUCUGUGUUUUAUUCUGCUAUUCUCGUUCUCAACAUUUAGCUUCUAUGAGCGUGUUUUUCCGAGUUUUUGUUUCACCUGGGGUUUACAGCUUCCUUAUCAGCAGUUAUCAGCAUAGGCAUGAAUCAAG